Etheostoma spectabile (orangethroat darter) is the source of this 2244-nucleotide messenger RNA. RefSeq names its product coiled-coil domain containing 62 (gene ccdc62). The record is from RefSeq and is a predicted model, not a curated record. Lineage: Eukaryota; Metazoa; Chordata; Actinopteri; Perciformes; Percidae.
CUGACUGGCACGCCCCCAAACAGAUGCCCACAACAACAAGCGACAUGUAACAGCAAUGAAGGUAACAUAACACUGGGGGUUGCUGGAGAUAAAACACGUAGGAAGUGUGUGUAACCGUUAUGUGAUGGACAAAGGGAAAGGACUGUCCCCUUCAAAUGGAAGAGCCUUAGCUUGUUUCCCCAGGUCAAAUGAUACUUCAGCUGAGUACUGGCACAGCACUCCAGUUAAAAGGAAUACUGGUGGUGUUUCACUGGAUGCUAGCCAACCCUCUGUCCUAAGCAGCGUCAAGAUGGACAGUACAGCGCAACGGUGGGCCAGAAGUACGCCUCCCCUCCCAGCAGACGACCUGUGUCCCCCCAGCUCGCAGGACACCGAGUGUCCUGUGAAUGAUCCAAGUGGCUCCACCAUCCAAAAGCAGAGGAGGGAGCUCAAGCUGCUGAUGGCUGAGCUGAAGGACCGGGACAGGGAGCUGAACGCUAUGGCUGCCUCCCAUCAUAAGCAGCUCCACGCCUGGGAGCAAGAUCGCCACAGGGUGCUGACCUUGGAGCAGAGAUGUGCCCGUUUGGAUGAUGAGUUGCAGAAGCGUAACGAGGUGAUCAGAGUCCUGACCAAACGUGUGUGGGUGGUGGAAACCCGGGAGGAGGUGGUCCAGAAGGAGCUCAGCGUAGCCCAACAGCAGAUCUGUGCGCUUGAACAGAAACAGCAGAACAUCAGCCAAAAAUGUCAAGACUUUGAGGAGCAGAACCAAAGUCUCAACUCCACGGUCGUGGCUCUGUCCACUCAAGUCGGCUCUCUGCAGGUCAGGGAAGAAGAACUGAGCUCCAUGCUCAAACUCAAGGACAAAGAUGUGAUGGAGGCCUCUGGUCAUUUAGGCAACCUCACAGGGCACCUACGAGACCUGGAGACAUCGCUGACAGAGAGUCGCUCGCGAGAAAGCAAACUCCUGAGAGACUCUGAGGAAAAUAAACGUCGCUACAGAGAGGCCAGGAAUGAGAUCACACACCUUAAAGAGGAGCUGCAGCAGCAGGUAACACAGAGCAGCACCCAGCGAGAGGAGAUCAUCCGUCUCAAACAGGAGCUGCAGCUGCUCCGUAGAGAUCUGGCGUUGUCAGGGGAGGGAGACUGCUGGAGAGAUGAGCUGCUCGAUUUGGCUCGCUCCAAACAGGAACGCACCAUGUCAGAGCUCCGCUGCCUACGUCAGGUGUGUGAGAAUCAGCGGAAUGACCUGCAGCUCCUGCAGUUGAACCUGGAAACUGCACGUGAAACCCUGCAAGAAAAGACCGCUCAGGGGUCACCUGGCAGUCAGGAGGAGUUAAGAUGUGUCUGUCUGGACAGCCGGUCACCUUCUUCGCUCAGAGUGAAGAACUCCAGACCUUUACGUGACGCUGCCUCUCCACCAGCAGCCAAUCAGCAAGCCGCAGCCAACUGUGACCUGGGAGUCUUCUCUGCACACUCGAUUGAUGGUGAUGAUCCUCUGUCCAGCUGUUCCCUGCUGCAGCUGUUGGAUGAGUCCAGACUGCUCGUCCGCAGCUCGGGACCCCACAACUCUGUACACAGUAACAGUGUCCCUCCUAUGAGCUGUGGGGCCACUGACCCUAUUUACUCCAAUAAGUGCCAGACAUCCCACCACCAGCACCUUCUCCACCCAACCACACCGACGUAUGAGGCUGGUGAAACUCCACCCAAGGCCUGUCCUCGACACCAGCCAGCCAUGUGGACGGUUUGACAUUCCCUGAAGCACAGAUUUUAUUUUUAGUGGAAACUCCUGGAUUUACCAAAGUGGUUCUGUGUGCUUAACUUUUAAGUGGAGUCAAUUUUCAAAAUGAGUGUGCCUACAGAACUUGAACGCACACAGGUGAAAGGUUGAACUGCCUCUCAGGGAGAUGACGCAGCGAUAAAAAUUCAUUCAUAACAUGAAUUUGUAACUCUGUAUACCCUAAAUGUGGUUUUUAAUUUGGUGCCAAAGCAUUACUUUGCAUCAUUUCUUUGGGGGGGAUUCAUACAUACACACAUACAAGUUAUUUUAUUGCCCUGUUUCAGAUUUGUAAAGGCUGCAUUGUGUGAAGUGGGAGAGAUGUGAAACCAGUCCUACAGGCUGAGUGGUGUGUCCUUCUUUAGUCUUUCCAGUUUCACAGCCUGCCGAUGUGACGGUGACUCAAGAGGAAAUGUCGAUGCUGUAAAUAGUGUUUUACAAUUUGUAACGUUCUCAUCCACUUUUGAUUAAAAAACAUAUUUAUACAUAAA